AUGGAUUUCACCGUCGGCUGUGAGAUUGAAGUGACAUUGGAGUUGCUAGCAGUAGUUGCUGCACAGGGGCCCUGUGUCACUAAUCUAGUCGAAUUUGCCGAAUACGUUGUAUCUCGGUACGAAAGGGUACGCGCGAGAGAUGAUAUAGCGAUGCAAUCCGACAUCGAUGGUAUUUCUAGUGCCGAGAAUCAUUGGAAUCUUACAGAUGAUGUCACGAUUGAAACCUCUUCUCCUAAGCAAUGGCCUAUCGAAGUGGUAAGUCCCGUCAUGUUUCACCGGCCUGACGGGGAGUGGAUGAGCCAAAUCAUGGCCCUUUUCAAAAACCUCAAUCGAGUGUGCCGAGUCGAGACAAACCAAUCAUGCGGAUUCCACGUCCACUUUGCCCCAGUUGGUGGCUGGGAUAUAGAUACACUGAAAGCUCUCAGCCGCGCAAUCUUAUUUUUUGAGCCAGCAUUCGAAGUACUCCUUCCCAUAGAGAGACGUGGAAAUGAGUAUGCAAGAAGCAAUCGUAUUGACAAUCCCCGCCUAAGUAAGAAGUCUGGGAUGGAGCUAUUCCAGAUUAUAGACCAAUGCACACACCCCGUGCAUGUUGCCGACCUCCUCAACGAUGGAGGGAAUCGCUAUUAUGGUUGGAAUUUUGUGAAUUUGUACUAUGGAAGAAUUCAGACAGUCGAGUUCCGGCGGGGACCUGGAGUUUGUACAAUUGGCCCAUGCAUUGCAUGGAUUGAAUUGAUUAUCCGGUUCGCCCAGGCGGCAUUGGGGGUCACUACUACCAAGCUACUGGGGCAGAAAGAUGACGUCGCAGGUCUUUGGAAAUUCAUCAUAGAAAAUUCACCUGCGGCAGACAGUGAAAUUCCCCGCCCACUCUUUCACGGCAAAUCCGGGUCACUAGGCCCGCGACUUAUCCGCGACCUCGCCCCCGAAGAGCAGGAGAAGUUAGCGAGGAAGCAGGCAGAGGCCGAGAAGAAGAACUUCAUUUCGAUGAAGAUGAGACUCCUGUUUGCAGAAUGA
This is a messenger RNA of Aspergillus campestris IBT 28561, 1011 nucleotides long. RefSeq lists its product as uncharacterized. NCBI's taxonomy places the organism in Eukaryota, Fungi, Ascomycota, Eurotiomycetes, Eurotiales, Aspergillaceae. The record is from RefSeq and is a predicted model, not a curated record. The coding region runs from base 1 to 1011 and encodes 336 amino acids. The transcript has 2 exons.